UUUAAGAAUACGCCAUGGAUGUUGAUGAUGAUGCGAUAAUGGAGAGUGAGAGGAGGAGGAGAAGAGGAUCAGAGCUCGUUCUCGCCUCUCCAUCUCCCUCCUCCAAAUACUCUCCUCGGUCGCUUCUCUCGCGCCUCCUCCUCCUCCUCCCCCUCCGCCGCGCGUCUCCUUCGUCGGCGGCGGCGGGGAUCGGCGGCGGCGGUGGUGGUGGAAGCGAGGGUUUCGGGUGCCGGGUGCGGAUCCCGGGGUAUUGCUCCGGUGGGAAGGAGACGAGGGAGAAGGGAAAUGGUGAGGGCGAUGGUGGUGAUGAUGAUGAUGAGGAGGAGGAGGAAGGAGAAGGGGGAGUGGAGGUGAGGGUUCCGUGUGAUCGGGAUCGAGCGGCGGAGAUUGAGGGAGGUGGGGUUGGUUCCGGCGAGAGUCGUAGUAAAGAGAUCUCCAUCUCCUCAGGACAUAAACCAGAAGAUGUUUGUUUGACUCUUGGUAUCGGUGUAAGUCUGGUCUUUCUUCUUACGAAGAGCGCGACCGAACUAAAUAAGAUAACAGAAUUACGAAGGCAGAUCGAAAUGCUGCUUGUGGACAUUAAGAAUCAGAUGCGAAAGAAGAAUGUUUCCUUCAGCAUCGAGGAGUCGAAUAAUGCGCCUAUGACUGGGUCGAGUAGUUUUGGAAAUAUUAACAGAGGCGAUUCUGUAGAUUACCAAGAGAACGGAUCAUCCCGCUGUUUGGAAUCAGUACACUGUGCCUUUAAUCCUAGUACAAAUCCAAAUUGUGGUAGUAUUAGAGUAAACCAAAGUAGCAUUGGAAUGGAUCAGAUAGAAGCAGAGCUUGAAGUUGAACUAGAACUCCUACAAUUCAGUCUGAAUGCCAAAAAUUCAGUGCAGCUUCCACCACAUGGAGAAUCGGAGCCGGAAAAUGGAAAGAGCAAUCUUUCUGAAAGCUUAUCUUGGAGUUGCGGAGACGACAGUGAGGUUAAAGAACAAAAAGCAGAAGAAAAAGAAAGCAUUCCUAAUUGUGGAGUUUCUGCACAUGAGCUAGAGAGGAGAUUGCAUGAGCUACUAGAAACAAGGCAGCAAGAACGAAUAAGAGAGCUCGAGUCAGCUUUGGCUUGUGCCGAAAAUAAUCUCCGUGAGAAAGAAAGAGAAAUAUACUGGUGGAGGGACACUGCGAGGCUGGUCUCACAACACAAGGAUGAAGCACUUUUAAGGUAAUGCUCAGGAAGGAGCUUACUAUCUCAAAAUGCUAGAAAGAAAAAUCAGCUUGAAGCAUUAGAAGUUAUCAAUACCAACUCAAUUUCCAUGGCUCAUGGGAGGAUUAUCUUGGGCGUAAGAUCAAAAGGCAAAACAAGUAACUGGCGAAGGUAAAUAUGCAAUGCAUUUCUACUGUGUAGCGAAAUCCUUUUGUUUAGUUUUGUUUAUUGGGGAGGGUAAGAUUCCAUGAGGUCUAUGCAAAGUAAGCAGUACCAUUUGGCAUUCUAGUGUUCUUUUUCCUGUUUAAUUAUAAAGUAAUCUUUGUUGAUUUGGUGCAUUGUCUCAUGCUUCCUCAUUGAAAAUCUAGCAUUGAACAACGUUAGUCGCCGUUAUUAAGCUUGGCUAGUUUUCCA
Messenger RNA from Ananas comosus (pineapple), 1597 nucleotides. Its product is annotated as protein POLAR LOCALIZATION DURING ASYMMETRIC DIVISION AND REDISTRIBUTION-like. The record is from RefSeq and is a predicted model, not a curated record. Bases 15 to 1205 code for a protein of 396 amino acids. Gene Ontology annotation, biological process: asymmetric cell division. The transcript has 4 exons. Lineage: Eukaryota; Viridiplantae; Streptophyta; Magnoliopsida; Poales; Bromeliaceae.